AGCGUUGUUUUCUCCCACCACACUUUCUGGCACAUUUACACUGUCACCACAGCAUCAGAAAAAAUGGAGAAUGAACAGAGGAAGACAGAGCAAGAUGGCAGGGAAGCAGCCGAUGAGGUGGUGUGCCUCAGACGGCAGAUCGGGCUGCUGCCCGCUGUGUCCUUCAUCAUCGGGACGGUGGUGGGCAGUGGGAUCUUCAUCGCCCCAAAGGGAGUCCUGAUGAACAGCGGCAGCGUGGGGCUGUCUCUGCUGGUGUGGACACUCUGUGGCAUCCUGUCUCUGUUUGGGGCCCUGUGCUAUGCUGAACUGGGUACAACUUUUACCAAAUCCGGGGGUCACUACACUUAUCUACUGGAGACACUGGGACCCCUGCCCGCGUUUCUGCGCCUCUGGGUUGAGUUCAUAUUCAUCAGGCCAGCGGUGGCCUCUUAUGUGUCCCUGGCUUUUGGGCGUUAUGUGGUCGAGACCUUCUUCGCGCCCUGCGCCGCUCCCACCGUGCUCAUCAAACUCGUCAGUAUCCUGGGAGUGACCUUUGUGGUGGCCGUAAACUGCUGGAGCGUGAGCAUGGCUUCUCGCACUCAGGUUACUUUGACAUUCGUCAAGAUGUUUGCCCUGGUCCUCAUCAUCAUCCCCGGUGUCAUUGCUCUGGCCAAAGGGAAGACGGAAAAUUUCCAGAAUGGUUUUGAGGUUGACUUGUUGACGCUGGAUCGGUUGCCACUGGCCUUCUAUAAUGGUUUAUAUGCUUAUGGAGGAUGGUUUUAUCUGAACUUUGUCACAGAAGAGGUCAUAAACCCAAACAGAAACAUCCCACUGGCAAUAAUCGUCUCCAUGGUGACGGUGACCGUCUUUUAUGUGCUUGUUAACGUGGCCUACUACACCGUGAUGACCCCCGCAGAGCUGCUGCUGUCCGAUGCUGUGGCCGUGACGUUUGCCAGCCGCGCUCUUCAGGGACUGGCCUCGGUCAUCCCAGUUCUGGUGGCCUUGUCCUGCCUCGGGGCGCUUAACGGUGGCUUCUUUGGGUCCCCCAGGAUGCUGUUUGUGGGGGCCAGGGAGGGCCACUGGCCGCUGAUCUUUUCCAUGAUCCACAUCCGCAGACACACGCCUUUGCCCGCCGUGCUUUUCCUGUACCCUUUGGUGGUGCUGAUGCUUAUCACAGGAGAGAUCUACCAACUCAUCAACUUUGCGUCCUUUUCUCGCUGGUUUUUCAUCGCCUUGGCAACCUUGGGCAUGCUCAUCCACAGAUAUCGAUUUCCGGAUCACCCGAGGCCUUUUAAGGUGCCCCUGGCCAUAGCCAUCGUCUUCACGGUGGUUUGCUUCUUCAUUGUGGGUCUCUCCCUGUAUUCGGACCCCUGGAACACAGGGGGAAGCUGCGUCCUCACUCUGAGUGGGGUUCCCGUUUACUAUUUGACCAUCCAUCGCUUUCGGCUGCCUCGUAGAUGGAGGAGCGUUUUCAACCACUGGAGCAAACAGCUGCAGACCCUUCUGGAAGUGGCUCGACAGGAGGUCCAGACAUACUGACAGCCUCUUCAGCGAUGCCACUUUGACAAGUUCUCCAAAACCAUUUUGUUGGGAGCAUUCAUUUUAUUUAGGAGUUAACACCUGAAAAGGUUUUAAGACAAAAACCUGAAGCUAGUGGAGCAAUGCUGGAGACAAGAGGAAUGCAACUUGUUCUUAAAAAUAUAGUAAACUGAAUUAAAACUUGCACACCUCUCAUAAUGUGAAGUUCAACUUUUUGAUAUCCACUAUUGUUAGGAACAUUUUUUUCACCUCAAAGUAUAGUAUUUUGACUGUAUUUCUUUUAUAUGAUGAAUAAAACCAUUACUGAAUCAC
Menidia menidia (Atlantic silverside) is the source of this 1830-nucleotide messenger RNA. The record is from the annotation of a GenBank genome assembly. NCBI's taxonomy places the organism in Eukaryota, Metazoa, Chordata, Actinopteri, Atheriniformes, Atherinopsidae.